Messenger RNA from Eimeria maxima, 1215 nucleotides. RefSeq lists its product as hypothetical. The record is from RefSeq and is a predicted model, not a curated record. NCBI's taxonomy places the organism in Eukaryota, Apicomplexa, Conoidasida, Eucoccidiorida, Eimeriidae. Gene Ontology annotation, biological process: rRNA base methylation. The coding region runs from base 1 to 1215 and encodes 404 amino acids. Gene Ontology annotation, molecular function: rRNA (uridine-N3-)-methyltransferase activity. The transcript has 6 exons.
AUGAACCUAAUUCUGCUGCACAAGGAAGACCUCGUGGUGGAGGGCGGCGACGCAUAUGCUGUGCUUGAAGGGCGCCGACACAUCCACUGCCAGCGGGUGUUGAAGGUCAAGGUUGGCAGCCGUGUGCGAGUUGGGGUGGCAGCCGCCGGAGUCGGGGAGGCGGAGGUGGUCGCCUGCGAGCCACAGCAGACUAGACUGAAGCUGCUUGAACGGAUAGACUUGGUAGCUGUUACACCGCCAUGGGAUAAUGUUGAGGUAGACCUUCUCCUCGCAAUGACGCGCCCUAAGGUUCUUGAACGCAUACUGCAGCUCUGUGCUGUCGUGGGGGUCCGCCGGAUAUUUUUGGUCUGUGCGGCGCGGACAGAGAAAGGUUUUUUCUCGUCUUCUCGAUUGGCCGCUGAGAAUCUUCUGGAGCAGCUUGUCUUGGGCCUCGAACAAGGAAUGGUCACCCGUCCCCCCGAGCUGCAUGUGUUUGCUUCUUGGGAAGGUUUUUUGGCUGCCACAGCUGCUGCAGAAGCGUCUGCAGAAGCCGGAGGAGCAGAAACUGAGAAACAAGAACAAGCACCUAGAGCCACUGACGAUGCCAAUGUCUUUGCGCAUUAUUUGCUUCCCCCCCUUCGCCUCGUCGCCCAUCCACACACUGAGUCGACCCUGCCGCAACUGCUUCUCAGGCCUGUUGGUGAAGCAGUAGGUCCGCAGCAGCUCCGGAACGACCAACGGGGAGACCAGCAACAGCAGAAACAUCAACAACUGCUGCCGCGGGCUGGUGUGCUGCUAGCUGUCGGCCCUGAGGGAGGUUGGAUUCCUUCUGAGAUGGAGUUGCUGCAGAAGCAGCUGCGCUGUUUGCCAUUCCGUCUGACAGACAAAGUCCUCAAGUGCGAGACGGCUCUGACAGCCUGUCUGACGCAGUUGACUCUCUGCUACGAAGACCCCAUGUUCCUGCCUCUCCUGCGCUCCCCAGAUCAAGUCUACGCAGCAGCACCAGCACCCAAGGAAGGAGCUGCAACCGGCCCUGGAGGGGCGCAAGACCCAGGAAUCCCUUCUGAUGUAGAACGGAGCGAUACCCACAAACGCCAGGGAGAACGAGAAAUGCUGAAGGCACCUGGGGGCUUUGUGAUGAGCUUCCCUCGCAGAUACAGAACCUGCAGAGAGGCAGAGGGGCAGCACCAGCAGGAGCAGCUCCAGCAGCAACAAGACAAUCAUGAAUCUGCGUAG